AUGAAUCCCUAUGUACUCACAAUCCUUCUAUCCAGUUUAGGGUUAGGAACCACAUUAACUUUUGCCAGCUCACACUGGCUACUGGCCUGAAUAGGGCUUGAGAUUAAUACUCUGGCAAUUAUUCCACUGAUAGCCCAGCAACACCACCCACGAGCGGUUGAAGCGGCCACAAAAUAUUUCUUAACUCAGGCAACCGCCGCGGCAAUAAUUCUAUUUGCCGCCACCACUAAUGCUUGGCUGGUAGGUGAAUGAAGCAUUAAUGAUAUAUCGCACCCAAUUGCCUCCUCAAUAACUAUUGCCGCUCUGGCAUUAAAAAUUGGGCUUGCACCUAUACACUUUUGACUCCCAGAAGUGCUUCAGGGCCUAGAUUUAGUUACCGGACUGAUUUUAUCUACCUGACAAAAACUAGCCCCACUCGCGUUGAUUAUUCAAGUAGCCCCCACUGUUAAUCCUGUUACGCUCACACUUCUGGGACUCCUUUCCGCACUAAUUGGUGGGUGAGGAGGCCUUAAUCAGACUCAAGUCCGAAAAAUCUUAGCCUACUCCUCUAUUGCGCAUAUGGGAUGAAUAAUUAUCAUUUCACAAUAUGCCCCCCAUCUGACCCUGCUCGCCCUUGGAAUAUAUGUGUUCAUGACAUCCACCGCCUUCCUUUCACUGAAAAUAACAUCGACUACCAAUAUUACCACCGUUACGGCCAUAUGAUCGAAAGCGCCAAUCUUAGUAUCAACCACAGCCCUUGCCCUCCUCUCCCUAGGGGGACUCCCACCCCUAACCGGUUUUAUAGCUAAAUGAUUAAUUUUACAGGAAAUGGCAAAACAACAACUUCCGCUUACAGCAACAAUCAUGGCCUUAGCCGCCUUAUUGAGUCUUUACUUUUAUCUCCGACUGUGUUAUGCCAUAACCCUUACUAUCUCCCCUAGUACGGCUAGUGCUACCGCUCCAUGACGAACUCGGACAACUCAGUCCACGAUUACCCUUGCCUUAUUUACGGUUGUUGCCUUGGGGUUACUGCCAAUUACUCCCGCAGUUAUCACACUCGUUAUCU
Molecule: messenger RNA, 1045 nt
Organism: Triplophysa dalaica
Lineage: Eukaryota; Metazoa; Chordata; Actinopteri; Cypriniformes; Nemacheilidae
Source: the annotation of a RefSeq genome assembly